CUUUUAAUAAAAAUUCGAGGUGUUAGCUUCCGCUUAAAAAACGUGCCGUUUCUGUUUAACUGCCACUUUUGAAGACUUUCUUUGUCUGUCUGUCUGUCUGCUGUUGUUAGCUACUGUCACAUAAAACUCGCCUGGAAAACUCAUCAUCAUUUUUCAGUCACCGCCAUGUCAUUAGCUGUCACUCUCUCAUCUCCUCCUUCUUCUUCUUCUCUCUCUCAAAGUAAAAUUCACCGUUUCAAUCACCAUCCCAAAUUCAAUAUCCAAUUUUUCUCUUCUAAAUCACCUCUCCGGGCUUCUAGAAGAAGCAUUUCUAAUACUACUAACACCUCUAAUCUUAUAAAUGAUCCUCGAAACUGGGGCCGUUCGAUUAAUACUAGUGAAUUGUUUGAUGAUGGUAAUGAUGAUGAUGAAGAAGAAGAGGAGGAGGAAGAAGAUAGAAGUUUAGAUCUGUUUGUUAGAUUUAUUCAAAAUGUUUUCAAGAAAGUAUCUAAACGAGCUAGAAAAGCUGCGAGAUCGGUUUUGCCUCUUUCUAUCUCUACUAAACUGGUUGGGUUCUCUGUCAACGGAGUCCUGAUUCUGGCGUUUUUGUGGGUUUUGAAGGCUUUUCUUGAGGUGGUUUGUACACUUGGAAGUGUAGUUUUUGUAAGCAUCUUACUCAUACGUGGAAUAUGGUCCGGCAUAACCUAUCUACAAGAGAGCCGUUAUCUUGAGUUAAACGAAGUUGAGGAUGAGCACCAUGAGUGGACUGGUGCUCAGCCUGCAACUUGAUUUUGAUCUCCCAAAAAAGGAAAUGUGGCGAAAUGGAAUCCCGGAUCAAGAAUAAAGCCGGCCUUGGAAUAAACAAGCAGCUAAUAUAAAGGAUGAUGAGAAGAUGACACCAGAGCAAUUCAUUUGUAUAUUUCAAAUAAUUGACUGUGUGAAGUUAGCUUCCCAAAAUGGUAAUCCAGAAGAGCAGAUUCAUUAAGAGAAAGCAUUGACAACAAAAAACAGUGGAAAGCUUUUUUACAAGGGGUAUAUGGAUUAUGAUAGCAAAACUAUAAAUCUUUUGCUUCAGAAAGAUGCUAGUUAUAGAUGUUGUAGUCUUUAACAUAAAUUACAGUGUUAAUAUCACAAUUACAAUGUGGUAGUAGUAUUAGUAAACACAUUCUUAAGCUUACUGGUGAUGUGAGCUCAUCUCGUUUCUCAAAAUAGACUGGGAUGCCUAAUGGAAAUUGUGUAUUUUUCCCCUUCUUCCA
Ricinus communis (castor bean) is the source of this 1235-nucleotide messenger RNA. Its product is annotated as protein SHORT HYPOCOTYL IN WHITE LIGHT 1. Gene Ontology annotation, biological process: negative regulation of photomorphogenesis; regulation of abscisic acid-activated signaling pathway. The transcript is spliced from 3 exons. The record is from RefSeq and is a predicted model, not a curated record. Lineage: Eukaryota; Viridiplantae; Streptophyta; Magnoliopsida; Malpighiales; Euphorbiaceae. The coding region runs from base 166 to 768 and encodes 200 amino acids.